CAUGCUUGUGGCUAGCACAGUUCAAUAACCAAAUUACUGCAACUUCAUUAAGCAGUGAUAUAUGAUACCAAAUUUAUCAUGUCGUCACUUAAGAUUAACCAGAAAUUCGCCGAAAAGUACGACAAGUACAGACAGAAGGAAGAGCUGCAGAAAUUGAAGGAUCGCUUUGGGGACCGGGAUGAUGGUAGUUCCUCUGGCUCCUCCGACUCAGAAUCUGAUGAUGAGAGUGAAGUGGAGUUAGAUCCCAAACUUGAGAGAGAUUUUUACCGGACCCUGUCUUUGUUAAAGAAAAAAGACCCAAAGAUUUAUCAGCAAGAUGCAAAGUUCUAUACAGAAGAAGCAUCCAGCUCAGGCAGCGAUGAGAAACCCUCCACUUCUAAAAAAGCUGAAAAACCAAUGUUCCUAAAGGAUUAUGAACGCAAAGUCAUUUUGGAAAAGGGAGGAAAAUAUGAUGAUGAGAGUGAUAGUGCUGAUGAUGAGGUGACCAGGCAGAUGCAGCAGAGAGCUGCAUCUCCCAGCUACGUUCAAGAGCAGAAGGAACUGAAAGAAAGUUUUCGAAGGUUCGUGCAGGACAGUGGUGAUGAAGCCAGUGAGGAUGAAGCGCUGCUAAAACGCAGAAACAAAACUCAAGAAGAGCAGGAUAAGGAGGAGGCUGAUUAUGUGGAGUGGCUUAAAGGCCAGGCUGAGCUGGAAGGAAAGGAGGAAGUUCAGGACAUGAAAUACCUGAGGGACUACUGGAAUGACCCAAAACUGGAUGAGAGAGAGUCUUUUUUAAGAGACUACAUUCUUAACAAAGGUUACCUGGAUGAAGAUGAGGAGAAGAGGAUUCCCAGCUACGAUGAGCUCAUGCAGGACGAUGUGGAAGACUCUGAGGAGGAAGGAGAAUCAUUCCUGCAGAAACAAGAGGAUUUUGAAAGGCACUACAAUUUUCGAUUUGAAGAGCCCGACGCUUACAAGAUUAAAACGUAUCCUCGUAGCAUCGCUACUUCCGUUCGAACCAAAGAUGACAGCAGGAAGAGAAAAAGGGAGGAAGUGAAGGAGAGAAAGAAAAAGGAGAAGGAGCAAAAGCAGCAGCAGCUAAAGGAGCUGAAGAACCUAAAGCGAGCUGAGAUCAUGGACAAGCUGAAGAAACUACAGGAGCUGACAGGGAAUGAACAGCUGGCCUUCAGUGAGAUGGACCUGGAGGGAGAUUUCAACCCUCAGCAACAUGACCAGCUCAUGCAGAAGUUUUUUGGUGAUGAGUACUAUGGACAGGAUGAGGAGGAGAAACCCCAGUUUGAUGAUGAAGAUGAGUUGGAAGGACAUUGGAAUUGGGACACGUGGACAGGUGAGGACGAGGAAGAAAUCGGAGAAGUGAAAUCGGAGUAUGAAGGUGAAGAUAUGAGCUAUGAGCUGAACUGCGAUGAUCCUGACUUUAUUAUGGAUGCUGAUUAUGAUCCCAGUCAGCAGGCCCUGUCGAAGAAGAAAAAGAAGAAGCAGAAGGAACAAAGAAAGAAAAACGUCAAGGAUGAUGCUCCUCUUAUGGGCAAAAAGAGGAAAAAAUCUCAUUUUGCCGAAGUUAUUACCCAAGACAAACCAGUCUUUAAUCCACAGGAAAAGUCAUUCGAGCAGUAUCUGGAUGAAUACUACAAAUUAGACUAUGAGGACAUUAUAGAUGACCUGCCCUGCAGGUUUCGCUACAGACAGGUGGUGCCUAAUGACUUCGGCCUGACCACUGAUGAGGUUCUAGGAGCAGAUGAGAAAGAUCUGAAUCGCUGGUGCUCUCUGAAAAAAACCUGCAUGUUCAGGACUGAAAGAGAGGAGCUCUGUGAUGUGAAGAAUUAUCAGAUCAAAGCUCAAAACGUUGGGAAAAAGAAACAAGUGUUGGUGUCACUUUAUGCAGAAAACGAUGAGCUACAAGGGGAGACAAACGCCAAGGUGAAAGUGGGCAAGAAGAGAAGAGAUCGGAUGAAGAAGGCAGAGCUGGCAAAGGAGGAGCAAGAAGAAAAGAAAGAGGAAGCAGUGUCUGAUCAGGAUGCUGUAACAUCCAACCAUGCAGACAAUACACCAGCCCAAGCUUUAAUAGACACGGCUGUGGAGGCUGAAGAGGACGAUACAGACUUCCUGGUGCCCAAGAAAAAGAUAAAAACUGAGAAAAGCACGGAAUCCCCGAAAGUCAAACCGAGGACUGAAAAGCCUAAAUGGCCGAAGAAGAUAAACAGACGGCCGGGUGGACGGCUACUCACUGGGGCUCUAAAGGUGAAGAUGGGUGGCCGAGAGUUCAGUCGGCAGAGACUGAAAGCUUAUGGGCUGAACCCUAAGAGAAUACAUUUCAGGGAAUUCUACAGGCAGAAACGAAAAGACAGAGAAAGGAAAGAGAAGCUAAAAAACAAAGGCAAAGAGUGAUUAGUGAUUAGGCUAAUGUAGUAUUUUAGGCUGGGAACAUCCUUGACACAAGUACACAAAUGAGUGUGUAUCCUGUUGGACAUAACUUAUGUGUUAAUAUAUGAUACUGUGGAGGUUAGCAUCAGUACGAUCAUGAGUGUGACCUGUUGUUAUGUUAAGUUUCCCUGUUAGAGUAUAUGUAUGUAUGUAUGUAUGUGUUUAUCUUGCUCAACUAGCUCAGAUUCUGGAACAUUUUUAUACAUGAACACAACAUUGACUUGGAAGAAGAGAUGUAUCCUCUUCAGUUCGUGAUAUUGAUCUUGCUUAGCUGGAUGAGUUUAACUGAAUGUGUUGUAUGUUCUUAGUUUUGGGCUGAAACAGUGAACAUUUGUCUUUAACACAAUCAGUUGAAAUCCUGGCUUGACCCGUUUUUAAAUAUAAAAGGAAACAUCAUUGAACAGUGGCUGAGAUUAAUUAAUGUGGUUCUACAAUAACAGUUUUCCAUUUUAUUUAAACAAAUAUGGUUUAGACCAAAUAUGGUUUAGACUAAAUACAGUUCAUCCAAGCCGUGCUCCGGGGUCCAACAAUGGCAGCUUGGUAGUGGUAGGAAUUGGACCGUACACUUUUUGAUGGACAUUUAAAAUACUUAACAUUGCUCAUCUGCUCCUCCUGGGUUUAAAAUAUUAAAAUACAUUUUAUCCAACCUGCUUUAAUUCAGUUUGAAACCUGAUGACUUUAAUUACACAUUUUUAUAAAUAAAUGUUUACUCUGUGUGAUUUCAAGCUCACUUGGCUUUAGUGUAAUGUGUGUUGUGUUUGACCUAAAAGUUGAUCAUGAUUAUUGAGUAAGAUUUAGAUUAGCCAAAUGUGACUGGAAUCUCCAGUAGGCUACAUUUUAAAAUAGUGGCUUGAGCUUGUUGAACAUCUCCAUUCUGAAUCCAUGGGCAUUUAAUUCAUUUUUUCCAAAAUCUGUUUAUAAAUACAUAUUUACUGAUUUAUUGUCAAAUUAUUUUACAGUACAAUCUUAGGAAAGAAUAAGAUCAGUGCACCUGACCAUAUUAAAUGAACCAUUUUUGAAAAAUCAUGAAUUAUGAAAUCAUAUACUCUAUAUUGUAAAACUUUUCAUCCUAAUGUCUGACAAUGUGCAGUACAACCUAGGAAAAAAGGUAUAUUUUGGCGUUAGGCAUGUGGGUUGUAUCGCAUUGUAAAGAAGACGUGGCAGUGAUCACUGUUGUAAUGAUGAGGCCAGCAGCUUGUCUGCAAAUACAUAAAAAACACUUCAUAGUGUAUUAACCCCAGGACUAUUAAAAGAUAUAAAACAUGA
Messenger RNA from Trichomycterus rosablanca, 3687 nucleotides. RefSeq names its product KRI1 homolog (gene kri1). The transcript has 19 exons. Lineage: Eukaryota; Metazoa; Chordata; Actinopteri; Siluriformes; Trichomycteridae. The record is from RefSeq and is a predicted model, not a curated record. Gene Ontology annotation, biological process: endonucleolytic cleavage in ITS1 to separate SSU-rRNA from 5.8S rRNA and LSU-rRNA from tricistronic rRNA transcript (SSU-rRNA, 5.8S rRNA, LSU-rRNA). Gene Ontology annotation, cellular component: 90S preribosome; nucleolus. The coding region runs from base 79 to 2385 and encodes 768 amino acids.